Molecule: messenger RNA, 911 nt
Organism: [Candida] anglica
Lineage: Eukaryota; Fungi; Ascomycota; Pichiomycetes; Serinales; Debaryomycetaceae
Source: the annotation of a GenBank genome assembly
UUCAAAUUUUGGUGGGUUUGGAAAGUAUCUUUGUUUGGCCAAUAUAUCCUAUAAUCCAUAUGUUAACUCUAGCCAUUGGGGAUAUAUACAUCCCAGACCGUGCGUUGAACUUACCUCCAAAGUUCUGUAAGUUACUCUGUCCUAAUCCCGGAACAUAUCCAUCAAAUAACAAGAUUUCUAAAGUGAUUUGUUUAGGGAACAUAACACAAUCUCAUGAAACAUUGGAGUUCUUAUACAAUCUAUCUCCAUCACUCAAUCUUGUGAGAGGUGAAAUGGAUGAUCCUCAACUUCUUGCCCAGCAGUUGAGCCUGUUGUCUUCAGUGGAGACCCAAGUUCCAUUAUAUCAAACCACCACUCACGAUAAUCUCAAGAUUGGGUUCACUAAUGGCCACCAAGUGGUUCCUAAAAACGAUCCAUUAUCUUUACUCACAUUAGCGAGGGAAUUGGAUGUAGACAUUUUGAUUUGGGGAGGUACCCACAAGGUGGAAGCAUAUACUUUAGAUGGGAAAUUCUUUAUCAACCCAGGGAGCGCCACCGGCGCCCUUAGCUUUGAUUGGCCGGAACAAUACGAAGAUGAAGAUGAAGACGAAGAAGAAGAUGAAGAGGAAGAGGAAGAGGAAGAAACCGAGAGGGAUGAUGAACAAAAUGGAAAAUCCACCACCGAAGAAUUGUCAAAUUCAGAAAAUAAUAUUGAAUCUGGCUCAAAAGAUAAUAUAAAGGAUGGAAAUGAUGGAGCAGAAUUGAAGGAAGAUACUAAAAUAGAUGCGGAUGCUGAAAUACCAGCUAUACUUGAAGACCCAAUACCUUCGUUCUGUCUUUUGGAUACCAAAGAUUCAACAUGUACGUUAUAUAUCUAUACAUACUUAAACGGAGAGGUCAAGGUCGAUAAGGUCAGCUAUACUAAGGAAUAG